Centruroides sculpturatus (bark scorpion) is the source of this 1254-nucleotide messenger RNA. Its product is annotated as AP2-associated protein kinase 1-like. Gene Ontology annotation, molecular function: ATP binding; protein kinase activity. The record is from RefSeq and is a predicted model, not a curated record. The transcript has 8 exons. NCBI's taxonomy places the organism in Eukaryota, Metazoa, Arthropoda, Arachnida, Scorpiones, Buthidae. Bases 424 to 1119 code for a protein of 231 amino acids. Gene Ontology annotation, biological process: protein phosphorylation.
AAUUAAUUCGAAUUUGAAAUCGAUUAAAAAUAAUAAUCGAAAAUAAAAGAUUUCUUCAAACAACAAAAAAAUGAACAAAUUUACUAGAAAAUGCUGAAUUGUAAUAUUAUUUAGCAGAGAAAACGAUUUUAGCGCCCCUAUCUAUUGCUGACAUUUAGUUGCCAUGGCAACAUUUCUAUACUUGUUUGUAAUAGAAGUGAUAAAGUUUCCGGCAAACUCUCACUAAUAUGUCAAUAAUUUCGAGUGAUAUAUGAGACAAAUAUGCUGCGCAUUUAAAAGUGCUUCUCGGUCAAAUUUCUGAAUACAUUAAUCCUUAUAAAUCAUACUGAAAUAGCUGCAUUUCCUUCCUUUAUAUUCAUUAGAAAUAACCGAAGAAUUUCAAGUGAAUCAUUCUUACUGAUAAUUUCCAUUUUAAUUAGUACAAUGAAGAAACUUUUCUCAAAAGUAGAACCGUCUUCCAGAGAAAUUUCCAAAUUUGUGAAUAAAACAUUUGUAAUUGGUCGGCAUACAGUAACUGUAGAUGAUGUCAUUGCUGAAGGUGGUUUUGCUCUUGUGUUUCUUGUUAAGUCAAAUAAUGGACAGAAUUAUGCUUUGAAAAGAAUGUUUGUAAAUAAUGAACAUGAUCUGAAUGUUAGUCGAAGAGAAAUCCAAAUUUGUAGUAGCUUAAGAGGACAUAAAAAUAUUGUAGGAUAUAUUGAUUCUACUAUUUGUCAUAUUGGAGGUGAAGUUUAUGAAAUAUUAUUAUUGAUGCAAUAUUAUAGGGGUCAUGUUUUACAGUUAAUGAAUGAAAGAUUACAGUCAGGAUUUAGUGAAACUGAUAUUCUUAGGAUAUUUUGUGAUAUUUGUGAAGCUGUAUCAUGUUUACAUCAUAGUGUUAAACCAAUAAUUCAUAGAGAUUUAAAGGUUGAAAAUAUUUUAGUGAGUGAUAGUGGUCAUUAUGUUCUCUGUGAUUUUGGAAGUUGUGCAACAAAUAUAAUGGAUCCACAAGCCCAAGGAAUUCCUGCAAUUGAAGAAGAAAUUAGAAGAUAUACAACUAUAUCAUAUCGUUCUCCUGAGAUGGUUGAUUUAUACAGUGGUCAUCCAAUUACAACAAAAGCUGAUAUCUGGGUAAAUAUUUAAAAAAUUGUCAUUUAAGUCAUUUUUACAUAAUGCUAGAAUUAAUAAAUAUCACAUAGCUUUAAUUACAUCUUUUUACAAUGUGUUUAAAUAUAUUAAAAAAAGAAGUGAAUUUUUCAGCUAAAAUAAGUGGAUUUU